Molecule: messenger RNA, 702 nt
Organism: Homarus americanus (American lobster)
Lineage: Eukaryota; Metazoa; Arthropoda; Malacostraca; Decapoda; Nephropidae
Source: RefSeq, a predicted model, not a curated record
AUGGUCCCUCCCCUGGUAGAUGUUUGGACACACCUGGACAUAUGUCCCUUCAACAGCAGUGACCCGUUUGUCCCCAGGACUCGUUUCUUCCCCAGCAGGCGUUGCUGGGAUCCUGCAGGCAGCUCCGGGAACCUACUGAGGGGGGUGACGGUGCCUCAGUACGCCUUCGCUGGGGGUCAGGCCACUCUGAGCUGCUCCUACGACUUGAGGGCCACCAGACUCUACUCCCUCAAGUGGUACCACAACGGCACCGAGUUCUACCGCUACGUCCCUACUGAACGCAACACACCCAUGAACAUCAAGCCCAGCCACAAGUUUUCUGUCACUGAGUUGUUCCGUAACGACCAGCGGGUGACCUUGUCCCUCACGCAGCUGGCCGUGUCAGCGUCGGGUCAGUACCGUUGUGAGGUCAUCGCUGAGCACCCCAGCUUCCGCACCGAGUGGUACCGAGCUACCAUGACCGUCCUCCGUGAGCCACUGUCAGCGCCCGUGUUGGUGGGGGUGAGGGAGGUGUACGAGCCUUCAGAGUUGAUCAAGAUCGGCUGUCAACCCAAGCGGCCCUUCCACGGUGACCACCAGCCUACCCUAGAAUGGUACCUGCAGGGAGACCAGGUCGGGUCCAAGUGGGUGAAGUCCUAUGGUGGCGGGUCACUGCAGGACGGUGGGAUCCCUGGCCUCUCUUUACGUCUCCCCGGCCACCAG